CACGCCCCAACAUUCAGCACCUCAGUGACUUUUUGCGCUUUGUUAGUUGCCUGGCCGUGCUGAGGACCCAAUGUCUUCUGCAGUGGCGCUUGCCAAAGCUGAGGUCAGCGAGAAUGCUAAAGCCAGCCAUGCCAUGCAUGAGUUUGCGAGGGUCAGAGAAGCUGAUGCUGAAGGUGAAGGUCAAAAAGUCUUGGAGAAGCAUGGCUUCGCCGCUCCAAUUGAAAUUGAUUGUGUAGACCUUGGGCCUGAGAAGCGCUUGAAAGGUUUCCCCUACAUGAAAUUCUCCAACUGGUUGAAAUAUCUUUUGGACACCGGCCGCCUGCCAAGAGUGAUGUGUGGCUGCACGGACUUGCCAUCAAUGAGGGUAAAGCUGCGAGAGUUUUGGUCACGCUACCAGAAGAUCCACCCAUGGCAUGGGAUCUUUGACUUGCAAAAGUCAGGAACUGAUUUGAGCCUAGUGCUGCCAGUUUACAGUCAUUCAGACGAAGGUCGUAGCUACAAAAAACAAGCGCUCUUUGUGCUCAACACCCACAGCGCGCUGGGACGUGGAACGCAGGCAUGGCUGAAGAAGGGCAAGGACAAAUCUCCUUUGCAUCGGAAUGGCUUUGGUCUGAACUUUGUUGGGGGCACUUGGUCCACUCACUGCAUGUUCACAUGCAUGCUGCGCAAGUUCCACAAGAAGAAUGGAAAAGUCUUAGAUCAGAUGCUUCAGCUCUAUGCCGAUGACAUGGAAUUCCUGCUGAAGACAGGUGUUGAAAGUUCUGAAGGCUUUCGCAUUCGCUGCUGUCAUUUGGGACACAAGGGAGACCUGCCCGCACUUGCUCGUGCUGGCCACAUGCUCCACACAUUCGGCAAUGUUCCGCGUGCCGCGUCUUCUCAGAAGCCAUGCCAAGGGGUUUGCUGGAUGUGCAAGGCUGGCCAAGAAAGAAACCCCCGAUUGCAUUUGGAUCCGGUUCCUUUUGAAGACAGUUCUGGUGCUCCCCUUUGGGAACAAACCUUGGGCCAGCAGCAGCCAUGGCUGCGGACUCCUGAGCUUUUGUCUGGUGUCCCUCUUGAGCCACGGGACCAUUGGACAUUCUACAAAACUGACAUCUGGCACAAUCUUCACCUUGGUGUUGGAAAGCAAUGGUGUGCAAGUGCCUUUGUCUCCUUCGUUGACAACCUCGACUUCGGUGGAGGAAUGAGCAUGGAUGACAAAGUGGAGGCAUUGAAUUCUCAGUACAAAGCAUGGUGCAAAAUGAAAAGGAUCACUCCGCAUGUGGAGGAGCUUGGCCGGGAAACUCGUAGCUUGGCCGGGAAACUCGUAUCUUGGCCAACCUCAGCCAGUUGCCCAUGUGGAUCAUGGCACAAAGGUGCAGCCACUACACAUUUCAUGCAAUUUCUCGAAUGGUUCUGUGAGCAGCACAAGGAUGAAUGCGCGGCAGACCCGCUUCUCCAAGCCAUUGCUACUGGUACUUCAGCCAUGAACACAGUGAUGGCAUCACUGUACCAAGAAGGCUUUUUCAUCAGAGCCUACAAGGCAGAGAGGAUUGCGAAAUUGUGGCUGCUCUUCUUGCAGAAAUAUGCUCUUGCUGCCCACAUUUGCUACUCCCGCGGCUUGCGCCGCUUUGCACUUGUCCCAAAGCACCACUACUUGCAUCAUGGCUGCAUUCGCUUGUUGCGCGAGGCCCAGAGAGCUCUGAGAGAUUCGGGCGGCUGGGCACUUUCCCCCCUGGGGGAAAGUGUCCAGAUGGAAGAAGAUUUCAUAGGACGUCCCAGCAGGAUGUCCAGACGCGUGAAUCCUAAAAGGAUUCAUUACCGGGUGUGCCAAAGAACUUUAAUCUCGGCGAUGAUCGCCUUGAAACAAUCCGACAAGGAUGACCGAGGUUUGUUCACAUCCCAUUUCCUUUGAGCCUUUAACCAAAGUCAGCUUCUUGACAUCGCGACAGCUGUG
Cladocopium goreaui is the source of this 1933-nucleotide messenger RNA. The record is from the annotation of a GenBank genome assembly. Lineage: Eukaryota; Dinophyceae; Suessiales; Symbiodiniaceae.